Molecule: messenger RNA, 1600 nt
Organism: Carassius carassius (crucian carp)
Lineage: Eukaryota; Metazoa; Chordata; Actinopteri; Cypriniformes; Cyprinidae
Product: glial cell line-derived neurotrophic factor-like
Exons: 3
Coding region: 530-1228 (232 amino acids)
Biological process (GO): peripheral nervous system development; positive regulation of branching involved in ureteric bud morphogenesis; negative regulation of neuron apoptotic process
Molecular function (GO): receptor tyrosine kinase binding; growth factor activity; glial cell-derived neurotrophic factor receptor binding
Source: RefSeq, a predicted model, not a curated record
GCGUGUGGAUCAUGCCCUCAGUGUGCUGCUGACAGAUAUCAGAGCCACACCAUCUGCUGUACAUCCGCGCUCUACUUUCACCUGAACCGUGCGGAUAUUAACAAACAUUCACCUGGAUUUCAUCACCUGGAGACAGAAUGCGGCGCGCUUUAAUAGACCAGGGAAACUAUUACAGUUAGGAUCUGGAUCUGUGUCUUUGGGAUCCCGAUGUCUUCAUCUGAGCCGCUGCUGCUGCUGGUUUUCUCUCUCGUUACAGAGGCGGCGCGCGGCAGCAUCACGGUAUCGCGCGUCGCGUUGCGCACGGCGAGCUGAGCCGCGCGGCGCGUCAGUUGGACACUCCGGACACUUCUGCGCGCGCUUCAUUGGGAUCUAGCGGAUAAUAUGUUGUGAUUGGACUUGGAAUAGUGAUAUUUUGAGGAUAACGCACGGAUUUUUAUCCUUUGGAUGUUUCUUGAUUUACUGAGGCUUUUAUGAAGCUCUGGUCUGUAUGGACCCCAUUUAGGCUUCCCUCAAAGGAACUGAGUCUAAAAUGAAGUUAUGGGACAUUCUAGCCACGUGUUUGUUGCUCUUGAGCUCCGUUUCCGCACGUCCCGUCUUCCACAAGCUGCAGCCGUCCAAAAGAGCUGUCAUCCACAGUUUGAUUCCCGCUCUGGACCCCAUCAUUGACUCCCAACCUGAAACCACGCACCAAAAACAAGCCUCCAUGGAGGAACAAUAUGACGUGAACAGCCUUUUCCCCGAGCAGUUCGAGAACGUGAUGGACUUCAUCGAAGCCACGAUCGGCCGACUGCGCAGAUCCUCCGACAUGGACUCAGGAACCAAGCAGGGCAGGGGCCAGAGGAAAGGAGCGACAAACAUCGAGAGGAGCAGACGGGGGCGAGGAGAACGAAAGAAGGGUCGAGGACGAGGCCGAGACGACAAGGUCAAAGGUCAAGGGCGUGGGUGCCUGCUUAAAGAGAUCCACCUCAACGUCACAGACCUGGGCUUGGGUUACAGGACCAAAGAGGAGCUGAUCUUCCGCUACUGCAGCGGCCCGUGUUUCGACGCCGAGACCAACUACGACAAGAUCCUCAACAACCUCACCCACAACAAGAAGCUGGACAAGGAAACGCCGUCUCGGACUUGCUGUCGGCCCGUCGCGUUCGACGACGACAUCUCGUUCUUGGACGACAGCUUGGAAUACCAUACUCUGAAGAAGCAUUCGGCUAAAAAGUGCGCUUGUGUUUGACGGACGAAUCCAGAGCGAAAUGCUUCAGACUGGGCCGCGGACUCUCUGAUAGAGAUACAUUCAGUAUUCAGUUUGUUACCAAACCACAUCCGUUUAUCCAGCAACAAACAUGGUGGAAUAAGAAGCGUGACGCACCUGCAGUGGAUUAUCACGUUUACACAGCGACAGACUCCACAUCUUAAAUAUCCAGAAAGCUAUCUAUCUGUCUAUCUAUCUAUAUAUAGUAUAUAUGAAAAUGUAUUUAUUGAGAUUUAAUUAACUUAUUGUUAUUUAUUGCGAUCCAUUGUAUUAGAGUGUUUGUUUCUCUUAUUUAUUUAAGGAGGUUUUUUUGUUCUCUAUCUUGGAUGGUGCCAGAUUUGAGCAUAAGUUUUU